Globicephala melas (long-finned pilot whale) is the source of this 1294-nucleotide messenger RNA. Lineage: Eukaryota; Metazoa; Chordata; Mammalia; Artiodactyla; Delphinidae. The record is from RefSeq and is a predicted model, not a curated record.
GUAAGUUUUCUUUUCUGGUGUGACUCUGUGCCGCGCGGCCCCCCUUUCUCCAUCUUCAGAGUGUGGGGGGUCACCAAGGACCGUAAAUCUCAGCACCCGCCCCUACGCUCCCAGUAAAUCCGGACGUCGCCGUUUCAGGAUCGACCUCUAAAGACUCUUGUCUGAGGAAGAAGCCCAGAAGAGGAGGGAGAGGAAAGAAAAGGAGUCUGGAAUGGCUCUUUCUCAGGCACAGUUGACCUUCAAGGAUGUGGCCAUAGAAUUCUCUCAGGAGGAGUGGGAAUGCCUGGACCCUGCUCAGAGGGCCUUGUACAGGGACGUGAUGUUGGAGACCUACAGGAACCUGGUCUCCCUGGAUUUCUUGGAGGCCUGCCUGCUUUCUCCUCUUUAUCUUUUGUACUGGAAGCUCUUUGAGGAAGAGGAGGAAGGGGAAAGCAGAGGAGUCAGGAAUGACUCUUUCUCAGGCACGGUUGACCUUCAAGGAUGUGGUCAUCGAAUUCUCUCCAGAAGAGUGGGAAUGCCUGGAUCCUGCUCAGAGGGCCUUGUACAGGGACGUGAUGGUGGAGACCUACAGGAACCUGAUCUCUGUAGGAUAGACCUCUAAACAUUCAUUUUGUCUAAGGAAGAAGCGCUUAAGAGGUGAAAGAGGAAAGAACUGGAGUCUGCAAUGGCUCUUACUCAGGCAACGAACCUUCAUCCCCUGCAGUGGAAGCACUGACUCUUAACCACUGGACCACCAGGAGGUCCUGGGGUUUGGAGAUUUGCUAGAUGGAAAAUCAGAGAGAAAAACUGAACCUUGAUGGGAAGAAGACUGCAGGACAGCGUGGGGUCAUCUGGACGACGUCGCCGCGCUGAUGACCUUGCCACUCCAAGGGCGUGCUUGUAGGUACUGUGGCGCAGGAAGGGGCUUUGCGGAUGCCGGAGAGAUGCCGUUGAAAUCAAGAUAGACACCCCACCCUGGCUCAUCUUCUAGGAAUCCCCAAAGGAUUUUGGAAAACCAUUGUCCCUUUUAGAUUCCCAUUUUCCCCCAGGUGUGUUAGGUUUUCUCAUUAAGUCCUAGAGUGUGGCAGGGCCCCCAGGGAGGUGAGGUGCCAGGUGACAUCUGCGUAGUGAAUGGAACUUUGGGCUCCUGUGUGGUGCUGGAUUCACGUCACAGGCUCUGUGUCUUUUCAGUGCUCGUGUGCUAAAUGUUCACGGUUAGCGGUCUGUUACGUAGACAGAGAUUGUCAGGAAAACUUUUUGUAGCAAAUGGUUUCCUCUUCCUACUCAUAAAUAUAUAUGCCCUUUAUUUCUUUUU